Messenger RNA from Anopheles bellator, 6414 nucleotides. It is a transcript of the gene Nup98-96, whose product is annotated as nuclear pore complex protein Nup98-Nup96. Gene Ontology annotation, cellular component: nuclear pore; nuclear pore cytoplasmic filaments. Gene Ontology annotation, molecular function: structural constituent of nuclear pore. The record is from RefSeq and is a predicted model, not a curated record. The coding region runs from base 1 to 6060 and encodes 2019 amino acids. Lineage: Eukaryota; Metazoa; Arthropoda; Insecta; Diptera; Culicidae. Gene Ontology annotation, biological process: RNA export from nucleus; post-transcriptional tethering of RNA polymerase II gene DNA at nuclear periphery; protein import into nucleus. The transcript is spliced from 6 exons.
AUGUUCGGCGCUAAGGCCGGGGGGUUUGGGCAACCGAAUGCCAAUACUGGAUUUGGAACAUUCGGCAGUAACCCCGCCGCCACCAGUCCGUUUGGGCAAACGACCGCUUUCAGCAAACCAGUGACGACCGGUGCAUUCGGAGCGACUCCGACGUUUGGCCAGCAACCAACGACAUCACUGUUUGGCCCAACCCAACCCGCUGGGGGUCUGUUUGGCGCUAGUACCAGCAACGCCCCAACCUUUGGUGGUGCAACAGCCGCUCAACCAGGGUUUAGUGCUUUUGGUCAACAACAACCACAAACAACGUCACUGUUUGGCACUCAGAACAACACCGCCGCCAACACGUCACUGUUUGGAAACAACAACAACACUUCGUUUGGUGCGGCUAAACCGGCGGGCUUUGGGUUUGGCCAAACAAGCACGCAGUCGUCUCUUUUUGGACAGGCGAGUACUAGCCAAACAACAACUUCCGGUUUCUUUGGUCAGAACACCCAGAGUGGGGGCUUGUUCGGUGCCGCUAAACCGGCAUUCGGUGCGGCCACCGUUGUUGCCGGUGGAAAUGGAACGGCGGUGGCUAAGUAUCAGCAAACACACGGUACGGACACUCUGGUCAAGAACGGCACCACGACCACCAUCAAUACGAAGCAACACUGCAUCACGUUCAUGAAAGACUAUGAAAACAAAUCGGUCGAGGAACUCCGCUUCGAGGAUUACGUCGCUAAUCGGAAGGGACCGCAGGCGGGUGCACCGGGGGGUGGGUUAUUCGGUGGUGGUGCUCAGACCACUGGACUGUUUGGUACAACAACGCAACAGACGAGUGGACUGUUCGGACAGAAUGCGGCUGCCCCUGCAACCGGAGGUCUCUUCGGAACGUCGACGAACACGUUCGGUGCGACUACGACCCCACCCUUCGGUACGACAGCAGGCAGUACCUUUGGCAAACCAUUCGGAAAUGCACCGGCUACUUCGGCCCCCGGUUUUGGUUUCGCUCAAUCGACCACCUCGACGCUCGGUGGCCUCGGAGCGAACAAACCGACUUUCGGUGCUACAGGCACCGGGCUGUUCGGACAAACGGCUGCACCAGCCACCAACACUUUCGGUCAAACUUCAGCCUUCGGUGGAUUUGGUACGCAAAAUACGGCCACCCAACCAGGAGGCCUCUUUUCCGGGGCUGGUACAGCUGGUGCAGCACCCGCUACGGGUGCAUUCGGUACGCUUGCACCGUCAACGGGCACCAGUUUCAGCUUUGGAAGCAACACGCAAACCAAUCAGCCAGCCGGUUCGACACUGUUUGGAGCCAAACCAGCCAAUACAUUCGGCACCCUGGGCGGCACCACGUUCGGGCAGAAUGCUACUUCCAGUGCGCCGUCGUUCGGGUUUGGAACAAACACCAAUACAACCGGAACAGGAGGCUCAUUUUUCGGCAGUUCGUUCAACAAACCGGCAGCACCAGCGUUUGGGUUAGGAUCUACGGCACCCGCCGGUGGGCUGGGAACAGGCGGAGGACUUACGUUCGGCACCGGUACAACUUCACUCUUUGGAAACACAGCCAACAAACCGGGCGGUCUCGGUACCGGGACUUCCCUGUUUGGCAACACGUCAACACUCGGAGCAACAGGCGGUGCGUUCGGAUCCUUGGGCAUGGGUUCGUCAUUUGGAACCGGCGGAAUAGGCGGCACGGUGGGCAUAGGAGGUAUUGGAAUAACAACCUCACCAACAGGGCAGCAAGCAGUGCCAAUUCAUCAACAAAUCCUGGCAAUGGCAACCUCCCCGUACGGUGACAAUCCCAUUUUCAAGGGUAUCAAACCACUGGCCGGUCCGACGGAGGACUCGCUCAAGCCGACCAACCCGUCGGCCCAGAAAGCGAUCCUCGAGGGGUCCAACUAUCACUUCAAAGUAAGCUCCCGUUCCGGGUCGGCCGACCGCGUGAAGGUGAAACCUCUAGGUGCGGCGCAGCUGAAAAAGUCCAUCUUCGACGGCCUGGAAGAGUACGAUAGCACACUUGAGGACAGUUUCACGCUCAAACCAAACGCGAAGCGAUUGAUCAUCAAGCCGAGGUCGGUGAAGCCCACGAUCGUAAUUCCGGAGAGCGAAGCCGUUGAUGGUUCGACCGUCACGGAUGUGGCAAACUCCCCUACCAUGAUCUAUGGUCGAUCUACCUCGGGCUAUCGCGUGGCGGAAGAGUCAUUCCGCAAUCAGAUUCCGACAAAUCCGGCAGAAAGCGCCAAGCAGCAAAACGACGGCAAUCGGCGCGUUUCGUGGCUCCAAUCGAACGUGCUGGAUAAGGUGCGUCAACAGCAAAGCAGUAAUCCGCGCCUCUCGGAAUCGGUGCUGGACAACACUAUCAAAGAGUUUGCAUCGGUGUCGAAUAAUCGUAACGAGAAACCAUCCUCAUUGUCACCGGGUACUAUUCGAGAAGAAUCAAUCUCGAUCGGUGAAACAGACCCCGCCGCAAAAGGAGGUUCCAGAGGGCUAUCUGGCACAUCGCCAACAUCAGCAGCGACGGGCAACAAUCAAACCGCGAAUGAAAGUUUCAUAUCAAACCGUUCGUUCCUGAACGAGACGAGCCUCGGAGGAGGGAUAGGCACGGAUUUGUCCACUUCGGUGCCAGCACUCGUAGAGGAUGCGGAACCACAUCCGACGGGAAUUGUGCUUCGUCGCACAGGGUACUAUACGAUUCCGUCGUUGGAUGAAAUCGCCCAACUGAUGGACGACGAAGGACGAUGCAUUGUGGCGAAUUUUACCAUCGGUCGCAAGGGCUACGGAAAUGUGUACUUCAACGAGCCGAUCGAUGUGGCUGGCCUCAAUCUGGAUGAGAUUGUUCAUUUUCGCCACAAAGAAGUUAUUAUCUACCCGGAUGACGAGAACAAACCGCCCGUGGGCAGUGGGUUAAAUCGGAAGGCCCAAAUUACGCUGGAUCAAGUGUGGCCUCACGACAAGUCGCUGCACGAACCGAUCAAGGAUCCGCAGCGGUUGGCGCUAAUGGACUACGAGGCCAAACUGCGCCGCGUGUGCGACAAGCAUGAUACACGCUUUCUCGAGUACCGCCCGGACACUGGCAGCUGGGUGUUCAAGGUGGAGCAUUUCUCAAAGUACGGUCUGAGCGACAGUGAUGACGAAGAUGCGGGGCAGGUUGAUCCGAAGAAGUUAAAAAUGAUGACCAAGGUGAAGAAUGUGAAAACGACACCGAAGCAGCAAUGGCAGCAGCCACAGCAGCAGCAGCGUAGUAAAACUCAACAAACACCGGGAACCUCGCCGACGUCUCAAUCAACAACUGAGCAAAACAGUAAUGCAUUGAGUGAUCGUCGUCGGAAUGUAACGGAUGAUGAUAACGGUACUCGGCGCCAUGAAGCGUUCGAGGACGAUCCCAGUCCGCCACGGUACACAACACUGGUGGAUGAUGAGAAUGGAAACUAUACCGCUCACAACGACACAACAACUAGCCCGACGGCCGCUAUUGCACUGGAGAUGGGCACCGAUCCGCACAAGAUACAGUUGAUGAAGGCAUCGUUCUUUGGCGACGAUGAAUUCGACGAGGGCCGCGACAGCCCGGACCAGAUUGUGCCUGGUGGUGGCGGUGGAAGUCGCUCCACGGGUGGAUCCGGUGGACUGUUGUUACAAAGCCUCUAUGGUGCGAUAAGCAAACCGACUCCCAACGACUCUAUUUCGUUCGGUAGCGGCGUGGAUCGUUACAACAAGCACUCGUUGCUUCACGCAGAAGGAUUGUCGACCAUCGGCUUUACACCCGGGAGCUUGUUAAAAACAUCCACAGCGAAAACAAUCCAGGUGGAUGGAGAGUCCACCGGAAGUGUGGAAAGCUCUCUACAGACGGCACAUAAACUGUCACAGCGGGCAGUUGGCGGCACGAAGGUAGUAGCACUUCCGCCGAUACCACGACCCGUCGGACCACUAUCGUUGCCGUUGUUGAUUGAACCGCGCAUCGAAACUCUUCAACCGAUGAACGUCGUGAUACCGCUUUCGAAAUCGAUUCUCCAACGAUUUUUGGCCAACAAGUCCAAUCUGGCUUUCUUCCACGGGCGUAAGUUCAAGGUCGGCUGGGCAAACGGUUCGUCUAUGGUGCUGCUAAACACGCGCAACAAUUGCUCCGAGCUGAGCCAUUGCCUCGCCAGUGUCACAGGCACCGGUGGCCAGUCUUCCGAAUCGUCCGUCAUAAGUAUCGAUUCGGCGAUGAAGUUCUUCCGUGGCCGUGGCCGUGAGGAUUACUCACCAGCCGCACUCCAAGUGCUUCGCUUGCAGUCGACGGCGGCCCCGUCCGUCACCCUCGAUGCACUCGAUUUCCACCUGUCGAUUGAGUGUCACUUGCGCGUGCAGUUACGCCACGUGGAGCACCGUUCGGUGGCGGAUGGUAACACUGAUUGUCCGAUGCUGGUGGCAGGUGGCAAGUAUAGCAAUCUGGAGGAUCAUUGCGAGCAGGCGCGAUCGCUGCACGAAUCGACCGGCACUGAAUAUGAUGAGCUGUGCGCUGACGUUUGGUCGCUGCUGGUGGCGCUGUGGGGAGCCCGUGAGGAGCUGGAGGGUGUAGAAGAUGGGGCUCAUCUUAGCACCAUGUUCCGGCGGGAUCUGUUCUCCGAGUGGAUCGAACGCGUCGUCACCGAUCGGUCACAGAAAGAACGCAAGCAGGCGGAAAAGCGUGACUAUCUCGACCAGUUGCUCGAGUUGAUUCGCACCCAUAAGGUGCUAGAAGCGUGCGAUUUGGCCUUCGAGAACAACGACCUGCAGCUGGCACUGUUGAUAGCCCAGAUUUCAGGGGGUCCGGCCGUCCGGCAGUUGCUGCAGCGGCAACUGUGCGCCUGGCAAGACUCAGAAGCCGACCGAUUCAUCGAUCCACGCCGGUUGCAGGUGUUUAUGGCGAUCGCCGGCGUUCCGGUGAUGUCAUCGUCGCAUGGAGCAAUCAAUCUGUUCGAAAGUGUCGACUGGAUGAAGUCACUCGCCAUGCACCUGUGGUAUCUUUCCACACCGACCGCCUCCAUUACCGAUGCUCUGAUCGGGUACGAGCAUUCGUUUGAGUCCACCGAUUUCUACACCCUUCCGCCGGUGCCACCGUACACGAGACGUUUUCAGCCCAACGCAGGAAGCGGUGAUCGGGCCGUACGUGACGUGCGCUUCCACUUGUUAAAACUGUACUCGCGGCGCAGCCAUCCACUGGAACCGCUGCUCAAUCCGGCCUCACACACGGCCGAUCCGACGGACUAUCGGCUCAGCUGGUUGCUGCUGCAGGCACUCGAAACGCUCGGUUAUCGCCACUGUUCGGAGUUUUCGCGCAGUCAGCUACACGUUGCGUUUGCCAAUCAGCUCGAAAGCUACGGUCUUUGGCAAUGGUCCGUGUUCGUAUUGUUGCACCUGCAGGAUCAGGCACGCCGAGAGCUGACGGUGCAACAGCUCCUUUACCGUCACGUUCAGCUCGAUGACGACGAGGACUAUCUGACCCAAGAGCGCUUUAUCAUCAAGGAGCUGGGAAUACCGGAGAAGUGGAUCCACUGGGCAAAGGCCGUGAAGGCAGGCUCAAUGUUCGACUAUAGACAACAGGCACACUAUCUCUUGCAAGCGAAACAGUGGUCUCUGGCGCACGAGGUUAUCUUGCUUCAUCUUGCACCGGAGUUGGUGAUGAACGAUAAAAUUGCACAGCUAAAGGGAAUGCUGGAUGCCAUUGAGAACCCGAAACAGAUAUCAAGCUGGGCUACCAAGGGCCAGAUUCUGUCGGAUUUCAUUGAACUCAACGAAAAGUUCGAGUUGAUAAAGGACACAAUCGACGACGCAAUGGUGGAGCAACAGUUGGAGGAGCUGAAGCCGAAGCUGUCCGAUCUAUGUUCGGUCAUCAAAAUGUUCCCGUGUCCGACUCCGAAGCACGUGCUGCUGCAGAGUGAAAUUUCGCACCGUCUGGCCUACUUUGUACGGACGUUCUUCAUGGACGAUCCUCAGAUCAGCGGCAGUGCGUUAAUGCGCGGAGCCCUCGAACGGUUGCCUCUGCCAGAGGAAUACGUGAUGGGGGAGCUGGAUCAUAUGCUGCGGGCGUUCUUGGCCGAGGAACUACACAAUUGACCAGCCAGCAGGUAAACGCUGCAGCGCCGAUACGGUUCAAUACAGCACGAGCAGCAGACACUAGUGUACCACGGAAGUGUCACCAGAACAACACGAUAUUCCUUUUCUGGCGGAUCCGGCGCAUUUCCUAUCGGCUUGUUCAAUGUUCCUGUAGUGGUUGUUUUGCUAGAACGUAAACUCUUACAUUGCCCAUGGGAGCGAGACGAAAGUAGCGCUUCUGGGAAUUUCAAUCACUAUCGAGCCGGACGUUGUGUGACAUAUUAUAGAUGCGUACAAUUUGUUAUAAAAUUACCCUACCCUACGGAUAUCGUUGUAAACCUACACUUAAAAUCAUAAAAGUAAAUAAAGGAAUAU